Messenger RNA from Diaporthe amygdali, 1047 nucleotides. RefSeq lists its product as uncharacterized. NCBI's taxonomy places the organism in Eukaryota, Fungi, Ascomycota, Sordariomycetes, Diaporthales, Diaporthaceae. Bases 1 to 1047 code for a protein of 348 amino acids. The record is from RefSeq and is a predicted model, not a curated record. The transcript is spliced from 2 exons.
AUGAAUGAUACACUGUCGGCUCUGCGGGAGGCUUUAGGAUUCCAUACGGGUGAUCCAAGCCAAGAGCAGAUAUGCAAGCCUUAUAUCGAGUACAUUAAGUCAUCGUGGACAGGUCGAGGAGAGCAGCAAGACUUUUUGCGCUUCUUCAUAGAAGUGGUGCGCCAUUUUCGAGGCACUUGGCUGCUCUUGCAGUCGUAUUUUAUCCCAACUCAACAAGAUCAGCGGCGUAUCGUAUAUGCCUAUUGUUGGAACAAAAAUCAGGAGUACUCCGAGACGAACGCGUUUGGCCAGUCUAUUGGCACACUAAUUCAAGAAAGUGGACUACUCCCCAGCGCUGAAGAAGGGAAGAGCGUUCCCGAUGAUAAUGCCUCGUCAUUUCAAGUCAUUGACGAUGCUGAUAUAUCAGAGGCAUUUCCACUACACUCCUAUGCGAAUCUCCUGGAAUCUCUUUCCAUCGAUGCCACGAGACUCAACGCCACCAACCUCUCAACCUACAGCCACGUCGAGAUAGCAUGGACACAAAAUAUAUCACGUCAUAUGCUACUAUCUAAACGAGCUGAAUCUUAUUAUCUCGAGAUAUUCGCUCUUCCCUGUGCACUACAGGGAGGUGCAGAUUAUGUUCUAUCCAGCAUAGGCAUUUCCACGGAUUUAAUAGAUGAAAUCGAAUGCUCCUACGCUACGCUCUUCAACCCGUUAUCAGAAUCAAAACUGCACAAAACUCUGGCCUGGAUAGUCGGCUUACACCACUGGUGUUGGUGCUUGUACUGUACAGCACAACGCUUCAGGAAGCACACUCUGGAGUCGCUCAAGGGCAUCAAGAGUAGACGACGGGGAAGCUCGCUCGAAACCAGCUACAGGAUGACAUAUGAUGAUCAAAUUCGAAUUCUUAUGGAAAGAGAGGCUUCCCAAUGGAAUCAGACCGACUUUAGCAAUCUUUGGCCUCGCAUUCUUGCCCUCGACUCGCACCUACAACAAGCACGACCUUGGAAUUUCUGGGUACUUUUCCGGGACAGGAGGGAUACUGUUCAAUACUGGACGUUCCUGUAA